This is a messenger RNA of Thamnophis elegans (Western terrestrial garter snake), 2214 nucleotides long. It is a transcript of the gene SETD7, whose product is annotated as SET domain containing 7, histone lysine methyltransferase. Gene Ontology annotation, cellular component: chromosome. The coding region runs from base 333 to 1433 and encodes 366 amino acids. NCBI's taxonomy places the organism in Eukaryota, Metazoa, Chordata, Lepidosauria, Squamata, Natricidae. The transcript is spliced from 8 exons. The record is from RefSeq and is a predicted model, not a curated record. Gene Ontology annotation, biological process: regulation of DNA-templated transcription. Gene Ontology annotation, molecular function: histone H3K4 monomethyltransferase activity; protein binding.
AGCGCGCCGACGCUGGGAAAGCAACGCUGCCCGGCGGCAUGGGGACUCAAGGGCAGCCGCGACCUCGGUUAGGAAGCUUCCGCUUUCGGGGCUGCGCGAGGAGCUGUCAGUCAGGGAAGAACCCCAUCCCAGGGUGAUGUCAGCGGAUCAGCUCUCUAUAACAAAGCGGGGAGAAGCCAAGCGUGCGAAUGGCCCUCGGCCAAAGCGCGUGAAGCGGGCGGCUCUCUUCGGGUUGGGCGAGGCGGGAGCGUCACCGGCUCCCAGGCACACCUACCCAAGGCAAGGCGCUGCGGCCGAGCAAGCGGACCGCUUUGCGCUCGGCGGGCUGAGCUAUGGAUAGUGACGAGGAGACGCUGGAAGAGACCGUCGAGGGAACACUUGAUGAUGAUGGUAUGCCCCAUGGGUUUUGUAUAGUCACAUAUUCUUCCACAGACAGAUUUGAAGGGAACUUUGUGCAUGGAGAAAAGAAUGGUCAUGGAAAAUUCUUCUUCUUUGAUGGAAGCACUCUAGAAGGCUUUUAUGUUGAUGAUGGUUUACAUGGCCAGGGAAAAUACACCUAUGAGGAUGGAGGCACACUUCAUGGCACUUACAUUGAUGGUGAACUGAAUGGGCCAGCUCAGGAAUAUGAUGCUGAUGGACGAUUGGUCUUCAAAGGACAAUACAAAGAUAAUAUCCGGCAUGGAUUUUGUUGGAUUUACUAUUCAGAUGGUGGGUAUCUGGUUGGAGAAGUUAAUGAAGAAGGAGAGAUGACUGGAGAAAAGCUAGCCUAUGUAUACCCUGAUGGGAAGAUGGCAUAUUAUGGGCACUUCAUAGAUGGUGAAAUGAUAGAAGCAAGAUUGGCAAAUGUUAUACUGGCAGAGGAAGAAAAACUACAAUUUGAUGUUAUACCAGGCAGCCCAGUUUACUGUUUUGAUAAAUCUACUUCGUCCUGCAUUUCUACAAGUCCACUUCUUCCUGACCCUUAUGAAUCAGAGAGGAUCUUUGUAGAUGCAUCUCUUAUUUCCAAUGCUGGAGAAGGUUUAUUUACUAAAAUAUCUGCUGAAGCUGGCACAGUUUUAUCUUUUUACAAUGGUAUACGAAUUACACAUCAAGAGGUGGACAGCAGGGACUGGUCUUUGAACAGGAAUACGAUAUCCCUUGAUGAUGAAACUGUCAUAGAUGUGCCAGAACCUUACAGCCAUGUAACCAAAUACUGUGCCUCUUUGGGGCACAAGGCAAACCACUCAUUCACCCCAAAUUCUGUUUAUGACUCAUUUGUUCACCCUCGCUUUGGACUGAUUAAAUGUAUUCGAACCAUUCAAGCAGUGGAGAAGGAUGAAGAACUAACAGUUGCUUAUGGCUACGAUCACAGUUCCUCUGGACAAAAUGGGCCAGAAGCACCAGAGUGGUAUCUGGCAGAACUAAAAGCCUUCCAAGCUUCCCUGAAAAAAUGAACAUGCAAGCAGUUUUCCUAUUCAAUACAUUGAAUCUAUGCACUAUCUUUGAUGAUGGAAAUGGAACAGCCAGUGGUUGACCAUGUUGUGAUUCUUCAAUACUUUCCCCUACAUUAGAAAGAGUGGGAGCCUUUUUUGUUCUUGUUCCUUGCAGACUAAUGUGUUUCAGCCACUCCCUUAGAAUAAUCUUUACAUUUUGGCUAAUAGUGCAAAAUGAAUUAUUUAAUAUGCUACAUAAGGAAGUGUGGCCUUUUUUUUGACAACUAGUUUGCUUCAGCAGCUGUCAAAAUAUAGAAAGAGAGCAUUUUCAAAACCAAGGUUUUAUCUGUACUGUGGUUUCUCUCAUUCUGAGCAACUACAUUUUGUAUUUGCCAUAUUGUGAUGAUUAUAGAAUUGUGCUAAAUUUAGUAUUCUAAAAAAGCAGUAUAAUUUCAGAAGACUGCUUUAGGGCGUUUUCUGUUUUGGUGCACAAGAGAUUUCUCUUUACAUUAUCUUCUUAAAGUCAGCACAAAAAAUUAAACUUACAGUGUCAAGGUCAGUAAAAUGAGGACCCAGAUUGUUGGGGGCAAUAUGCUGACUGUAUAAACCACCUAGAGAGGGCUGUAAAGCAUUGUGAAGUGGCAUUCUGAAGUGCUAUUGCUACAUGUCGGGUUUUUUAGGCUCUUGAGGAUAAGUGCCUGGAAGACUAGAGCUGCUAUAACUUUAAUCGUGAUAAUUACAUUUGAGUGACUUCUACUUGUGCAUAUGAGCAUUUUCUGCUGCUUGUUUUUGGUUUCUUACA